AUGCCCCAGACCGGAUUCACCGCCGAUGCUUUCGGUGCGGUCACCAUCGCCCUGGUCUCUCUCUUCCUGGUCCUCGCCCUGCUCAGCGUCCUCUACUCCGUGCACUUCCGCCUGCAAAUCCAGAAGCGAAGCCUUCUUCAGCUCGGGUACUUCAAUGGACCUUGGGCCACCAGGAUCGCCUUCACCUCGGUCGCUGUUUGGUGGAGCAUCUGGGAGAUCAUCCGGCUGAGCCUGCUCAGAGGUAGCGGGAGGCCCUUCGCCAGCCCGCCAUGGCAGAAUCACGCCUGCAAGUUCUACAUACUCUCAAACAUUGGGUUUGCAGAGCCCACCAUGCUGCUCAUGCUGGUGUUCCUCCUCCGGGCCUCUCUGCAGAAGAGGGAGCUGGGUGCGCUGAGCCACCAUUGGAACGGGAGGGCCAUCGGCAGGGCCCUCUUCCUCUCCCUCCCCGUCUUCCUCCUGCAGCUCAUGGUCGUCUUCCUCGGGCCCAAGCUUCUUAACCGGGAGACGAACCACCACAUCAAGCUGGCGAGCUAUUUCUGGAGUGCCUGGUGCGCGACGGAGGACGGCGGCGCCGCCUGCACCUACCCUCUCUUCAGCACUCUACUGCUCGGGCUCCUCGACCUGGCACUGCUCGGUUACGCCUCCUACGCCGGUGCUCGAAUUGUAUCCCUGGCGAUCAACAGGAGACUCCGGCGGCGGGUCUGCAUUCUGAUCCUCUCGGUUGACUUUUUAAUCCUGCUACGGGUCGUCUUCCUCGGCCUCUCGAUCCUGGCGGCGCCCGGCGGCCUGCCCUUCGAGGCUCUCGUGUUCUUGGCCUUCCUGACGCAGCUACUCUGUGCCGCGGCGGGCGUGUCCGUGCUGGUCUUCUUCCCGGUAGCGGAUUCCCUGGCGCUGAGAGGGGCCCUGCAUUUUGACAUUGGAGAGACGCCCUUCGACGACUAUUACAGCGAUGGCGCCUCUCUCAUCUCCAAUAACCAAAGCCUCCGGCUGGAGCCUGGAAGAAGAAGCUCGGAUGUGUCUACCAAGCGGGGCUCGAUAUCUUUCAGGACGAUGAUCAGAGUGGAGCUUGCGGCUGGAUGUGACUCCGACAACCCCAGCGCCGCAUCGCCGCUGUACCCUCCCACCAGCUAA
Molecule: messenger RNA, 1131 nt
Organism: Spirodela intermedia
Lineage: Eukaryota; Viridiplantae; Streptophyta; Magnoliopsida; Alismatales; Araceae
Source: the annotation of a GenBank genome assembly